AUUCACUGCCUCAUGCACUCUGUUUUAACAUCUUCCCAUGAAGGCACUUUCCUUGCCGAAGGGCGAGAGCACUACAAAGACGAAGGCUGAGCUCAGGACCGAAGAGGCUGCAGAAAAUCAGAGACGCAGGGCUCGCAAGGAACUCGAACUUUUUGGACAAGAUCACGAUCGUCCAGGAGCUUUGUCUGUAAAUGAAACCUGGUGGUGUCAACAAUAUCUAUGGUUAAAGAAUCAAGGGUACUUACUUCGUUCUCGGUAUGCACCGGAUUGGGUGCCAUCUUGGGAGGGUACCGAGCGCAAUCCAUUUGCUUGUGAAGAUGGACGUUCUUUGCGAUUCGGCCAGGUCAUGGACGCAACGCGUGUAUCCGACGGUUUAUACGUCUCACUCAAAAUCGUGAAGAGGUCGCGACACCCUCAUGAGGUAGAGAUCGGGCAAUACUUCAUGUCAGAGCAACUUGCGUCGCAUCCCAAAAACCAUUGUGUUCCUUUUCUUGAGGUGUUAUUACCACCGAACGACGAAGAUAGACAAUUAAUUGUUAUGCCGCUGCUGCUUCCUUUCGCUCGGCCGCCAUUCGACACAUUUGGUGAGGUGAUGGAGUGCUUUAGACAACUAUUUGAAGGUCUCCUCUUCAUGCACAAUAACCAUGUGGCACAUCGUGAUUGCAUGUGGAUGAACAUAAUGAUGGACGCCAAAGACCUCCAUGCUGAGCCCUAUCACCCUGUUGAUCCUCACAUGAAGCGUAACUUCAGUGGCCAUGUAAGGCAUUAUACUCGCACUCAGCGACCGCCGAAAUACUACUUCAUCGACUUUGGCUUAUCACGUCAAUACGAUCCUCGCGAGGCCAGUCCCUUGGAGUACCCGAUUUUUGGUGGGGAUAAAUCGGUACCAGAAUUUCAAAACAAUACAGAUGUCCCCGUGAACCCAUUCCCCACCGAUGUCUACUAUCUCGGGAACGUCAUCAAAGAGGAAUUUAUGGACACAAAAAAAGGUUUUGACUUUUUGAAACCCCUCGUAGAUGACAUGGUUCAGAAUGAUCCCAAUGCGAGACCUACGAUGAACGUGGUAGCCGAGCGUUUUGACUUAAUGCGACAGCAGCUCAGCUCAUGGAAAUUACGGUCUCGUGUCAUUGCGAGAGACGAAGAUAUCUUCGAAACUCUGUAUCGCAGUGCUACCCAUUGGAGGCGACGGAUAGGUUUCAUUGUCAAGCGUGCACCAGCCGUACCUCGCUUUGGGGAAUGAUCACAUACCUUCUGCACUGAAUUUGCAAAUCUAUGAUGUUGGUUGACAACGAGCCGCAACUUGACAGAUUUUCGAUGGUAGUGCGUACUAGGGUCAAUCCACAAGCUGAACUAAAAUAUGUACUUGUCAUGUACCCUUCUGUCGUUGCUUCACCAGUGGAUACUGAGGAUGUAUCAGUACUUUUUUUUUACCUCCAGCGCGGAGAGAGAGCUGAGAUCGACAUCAUUUUGAGAGAACGAUCGCCGAAUACCGCUCCUCGCGGAGUUUGGAAUGAAGGGGGGUCGCGUUAACUGCAUGGCUAGUUCGUCCAAUUCAACGAUGGAUUAAAAAUGACCAACCAGAAAUCACCCGUAACAAUGUC
Messenger RNA from Suillus subaureus, 1601 nucleotides. RefSeq lists its product as uncharacterized. Bases 38 to 1240 code for a protein of 400 amino acids. The transcript has 5 exons. NCBI's taxonomy places the organism in Eukaryota, Fungi, Basidiomycota, Agaricomycetes, Boletales, Suillaceae. The record is from RefSeq and is a predicted model, not a curated record. Gene Ontology annotation, molecular function: protein kinase activity; ATP binding. Gene Ontology annotation, biological process: protein phosphorylation.